CUAAUCAGAAAUCAUUUAGCUAUUGUGAAACAGGCUAGUUUGCUGCGCAAUUUAUUUUCUGCCAUCUCAACGGUCCAACCGUGUUUUUGUUUCGACGUUUUGUAAAGGCUUAAAUACGAUUUGCCACGAUGACGAAGUUGAUACAACAGUUAAAUUUUAGCAGUAGUAAUUACUACGACGUCAAGGGCUUCGUGAUAGAACCUGAGUCUCCGAUCGCCACCAAGCACUACUAUGGUGACGGAGCGUCCUUGAGCGCGGCCGGCAGUAAGCGCUCCGCUUUGUCGGCUUCCGACGCCGAGUGUUUCUCGCUCUGCCUGGGCGCCGGGCCUCUGUGGUGGUCCGAUGUUUCUGCGCUCGGCUCCGCACCUCCCGGAGGGGUGAAUGGCGGGGCCGCGAGCCCCGCCGCCCCCGCCACCCCCGCACACGACGACAACGACCGUGACUUGUUGAGCGCCCUGCUAUGGUCAAGCGCGAGUUCCCUGAGCAGCAGUUCGGAUAGUCUCACAGAACAUCCAGCUCUGUUGGUACAGAGGAGAGAGGAGGUGAUAGCAAGAAUCCUUGAAUUGAAAGACAGGAAGCCGGUGAAGGUUGAGUUCAAGAUCUACCUGACAGAGAACACUGUCACUCGCUGGGAAGCUGUGGUGAAGCAGAAGUCUAUGUACCUCCGCGUGCCGUCAGUCCUGUCAGCUGGCAGUAAGGACAGCUUCGUCAUGUUGCUGGACUUUGCUGAGGAGAGACUCGGAUGUAGCAACUGUAUUAUCUGCGUGUCGAAGAAUCGCUCUGACCGCUCCACCCUCCUCCGCACCUUCAUGUUCAUGGGAUUCCAGAUCCUACCGCCAAAUUCACAUCAAAUGGAUGGCAUCGAGCAUCCAGAUUAUUUGUUCCUGAACUAUAAUAUGCAGUGACCACCACGCUACCUUGAGCACCACCAGUCCGGAUCCGCAUAGAGAUAGGAUGUGACACAGUAUCUAACAGUAGUCUUAGUGGUAGCAAUUUUUUUCUCGGUAGUCUUAUUGCUUAUUAUGAUGUAUUUUUAGUUUGGUCGCGCUAUCACAACAGUAUUGGCUUGGUCGGGGACAGGUCAUAGGAUUUUUAUCAUAGCAUAGGAUAGUUUAGAUCCCGGGAUGAGUGGCAACCCGUUGACGCUUGUUCCGUGGGUAUUUUUUUUUUUCCUUUCUUAUUAUAUAUGUCGUCGUGUUUAUUAAACCCGCUCCGGGAGUAGUGCGUUUGAAUGAGAAAAUGUAAAAAAAAAAAUUAAAAAAAUAUAUAAAAAAAUAUGCAAAAAAAUAUAUAAUUAUAUCUCGUUUGUAUUAUAACAAGUUUACACAUAGCAACUUUUUAAAAUCUUUCCCCUUUGAUCGAUAAUUAAUUAUUUUUUUUGUACACUUUACUUUUUUUUUUUUUAAAUAUAAACUACACUCUACCUUUUGACGGUGGGUUCACUAGAAUCCGUAAGCGAAGUUAGCGAGUAAGUUUUUAAUCAUAUGAAGUUAAUAAAUAAAUAAAUAAAAAAAAAAAUGUAUCGCUUCUCUGAUUUCUGAGUAUUCAUUUGUAUUCUAACAGUAAAAACUUAACGAUACUUCCUUUUGUUAAUCAUAGUGACGUACGGCUGAUCCCAUUUUGAGUUACACGAUGCGGUCGACGGACAUGUCGUGUCGUGUCGUUGUCGUGUCGUUUCCAGUAUUUGGUUUCCGAAGUAUUAAUUUGGGAUUCGCCGUAUUUAGUAUUAAGUUUAAUGUAAUGGAAAUGAAAUAAAGUAAUAUUAAUCAA
Molecule: messenger RNA, 1770 nt
Organism: Danaus plexippus (monarch butterfly)
Lineage: Eukaryota; Metazoa; Arthropoda; Insecta; Lepidoptera; Nymphalidae
Gene: Oda
Product: ornithine decarboxylase antizyme 2
Biological process (GO): positive regulation of protein catabolic process
Cellular component (GO): cytoplasm; nucleus
Molecular function (GO): ornithine decarboxylase inhibitor activity
Source: RefSeq, a predicted model, not a curated record